Molecule: messenger RNA, 3096 nt
Organism: Cordyceps militaris CM01
Lineage: Eukaryota; Fungi; Ascomycota; Sordariomycetes; Hypocreales; Cordycipitaceae
Product: Amphiphysin-like protein
Exons: 9
Coding region: 1-3096 (1031 amino acids)
Cellular component (GO): cytoplasm
Molecular function (GO): protein binding; pyridoxal phosphate binding; molybdenum ion binding
Source: RefSeq, a predicted model, not a curated record
AUGAGUUUCAAAGGCCUUUCCAAGAGCAUGGUCCGAGCGCCACAACAGUUCAAGGCCAAGUUCAAUAUCGGCGAGCAUACGAAGGAUGCGGUUUACAUGGAUGCCGAGCGCCGAUUCCAAGAACUCGAGACCGAGACCAAGAAGCUCCACAUGGAAUCGCAAAAGUACUUCAACGCUAUCAAUGGCAUGCUCAAUCACCAAAUCGGGUUCAGCAAGGCUAUGACGGAAAUUUACAAGCCUAUUUCUGGUCGCAUGUCUGAUCCAACUUCAAUGAAAAUCGAGGGAAACCCCGAGGGGAUCGAGGCCUGCGAAGAGUACGAAUCCAUUGUCAAGGAGCUACAAGAAACGCUCGCGCCGGAGCUGGAUAUGAUUGAGACUAGGGUUAUCAGGCCAGCUACCGAGCUCCUCGAAGUCAUCAAAGUCAUUCGAAAGACGGCCCAGAAGCGCGAUCACAAGCAGCUUGACUACGAUCGCCGCCGCGCGGCCCUCAAGAAGCUACAAGACAAAAAGGAACGUUCCGCGAAGGACGAGAAGGCCAUGUGGAAGGCAGAGGGUGAUGUUGAACAGGCCACACAAGACUUCGAAUACUUCAACUCGCUGUUGAAGGAUGAGCUGCCCAAGCUCUUCCACCUAGAGGCUGAAUUUAUCCAGCCGCUAUUCCAGUCGUUCUACUACAUGCAGCUCAACAUCUUCUACACCCUCCACGAGCGAAUGCAGCGAUGCGAUAUUGGAUACUUCGAUUUGAGUAGGGACAUUGAGGAGGCCUUCCAUGAGAAGCGCGGCGAUAUUCAAGAGCAGGUAGAGGCCCUUUCCAUUGUUCGAUUUAAGACGACUGGCCAGAGACGCCCGGUCAAGUACCAACCCAGACCGGCUUUGGAAGGAGGCAAGCAGCCAGCGCUUCUGACGUACGGCAACGAUGCCUCUAGCUCGGCCUCGAAGCCUAGUCCGAGGGUCAGCGCUUACCAGCGACCAACUUCUACAGCAUCUGGGAAGUCAGCCGCACCGCCUCCAUAUAGCGCUGGAAAUUCUAGCAUGGCUAUGGUCGCUGCGGCCAAGUCCAAGCCACCACCACCACCAAAGCCAAAGCCCAGCCACUUGGCAGGCGCCAAGCAGACUGAAACAGUCACUGCCCUUUAUGAUUUCGCAGCUCAAGCAGAUGGCGAUCUCAGCUUCUCGGCCGGUGAUGUCAUCGAAAUUGUACAAAAAUCACAAAAUGAGAACGAGUGGUGGACCGGCAAACUGCGCGGCAAGCAGGGCCAGUUCCCUGUUGGGUUGGGCUUCAUUGCAUUUCACACCCAACUGGGUAUGGCGAGCAGAACAAAGAUUCUCGAUACUGCGACUUAUGGCUUUGGCUUUGGCAACGUGACCGAGCCUGCCCGCACUGGCAUCUCUCACACACAUAUCGAACAAGUGCCUCUUGCUUGCUUGUUUGCGGACUAUUUAUUGCCCAUUCUGCCCUCAUCCAGCAUGCUGAAUCCCAAUGUAGAUUGGGCGGCGCCCUUUCAGACCGACCGGCUUCUGGAGAUCCGGUCCUCUGGCAAGAAGAAGAUGCCCGGGAUUAACGCCAUGUCCGGGAUUGACAAGCAGCUUCAUUCUUGCCCUGUCAAAGUCGGGAAACUUGGCAUAGACGGUGACUGGCACGAUUUGACCUUUCACGGCGGCCCGGACAAAGCCAUUUUGGGUUACUGGAGGAAGAGCUAUCCCGAGCGCGCGGAAAAAUUUGUGCCGGGCGGCUUUGGCGAGAAUUUCGUGACAGCACACAUGAAUGAGAGAAAUAUAUGCAUUGGUGACAUUAUCCAGUUUGGCGACAGCGUACAGCUCCAGGUCUCGUUGCCGCGACAGCCCUGCUACAAGCUCAACCAUCGCUUUUCACUAAAGAACUUUGCGCCAACGACAUACAAGACGAGCCGCACCGGGUGGUACUACAGAGUCGUGCGCGAGGGAACGGUGUCUAUUGGAGAUGAAGUGCGCCUUGUUGAGCGCAAGUGGCCCGAGUGGACGAUUGAAAGAAUACAAGAAUUCUUGCAUCGCGAUACCAAUAAUCACGAGAUGAACGAGAAGCUGGCUGCCGUCGAAGCUUUGGGCGAUGAGAGCCGCGGCAUGUUUAAGAACCGUGUGGCCAAGGCCCUUCGCAAGGCGGAACCCAAAACCGAGGAGGUGUGGCGCAAAUUCCGUGUUAUCGAACGCAAGCAAGAAACGCCUCGAAUCAUCUCGCUCCAGCUUGAUACAGAGGAGAUCGACGAGGAGCUCCCGAAGACGCUUCUGGGAGCUCAUGCUAGGCUGAAGCUAGGAAAUGUAAUCCGCACAUACUCGGUCGUCUCUGGCGAUGAAGCUGGGGUUGGUGUCGGCAAUAAAUUUGAGCUUGGCAUUGCUCUCGAGGAGGAUAGCCGCGGUGGCUCCAGAUACAUACACGAAAAUGUCAAGGCAGGGGAUAUGAUUGAAGUUGGGCGCAUAACGACAGAUGUCAAGCACGGCAUGAUGUCCAGCAACCACGUCUACAUUGUUGGAGGCAUUGGUAUUACUGCCUUCAUGGCUGUCAUGAAGAAGGUGCAUCAGAUCAACUACAGUCUGGAGUUGCACUACGCGGUUCGCACAGCGCAAGAGGCAGCUUUCUUGGACAGAAUGGAACCAUUCCGAGACAGAGUCAAACUAUACGACAAAUCCAAGGGCGAGCGGAUGGAUAUUCCAAAAAUUGUCAAGACGCUGCCAUGGAACAGCAAACUCUACGUUUGCGGCCCGCCCAGGAUGAUGGAGGCGGCUAGAGCGGCUGUCCGGGCGAACGGCCUGUCGCACGACGAAGUGCACUACGAAGCAUUUACCGCCGAUGUCUCUGGCGAUCCAUUCGAAGCUGUGGUAGCGAACAAGGGGGACAAGAAGAUCAAGGUAGGCGAGGAUGAGAGCUUGCUGGAAGCGCUGCGUCGCGAGUUCCCGGAUGCGCCGUCGAGCUGCGAGGUUGGUAACUGCGGUACCUGCAAGAUUGUGCUGAAGAAGGGCCAAGUCGAUCACAGAGGCAGUGCGCUGGAGCCGGACGAGCAAAAAGGCCACAUGUUGGCGUGUGUGAGCCGAGGCAUGGGAAGCAUCGUCGUGGAAGUGUAG